AUGGCUACCCCCCAAUCGACAACGUCCCUCCAGGGCGAAUCCGAGGACAAGAAGCUCGAGCAAAUCACCUUUCGCUUCUGCUCCGAGUGCUCCAACAUGCUGUACCCCAAGGAGGACGAGGAGGCUCACAAGCUGCAGUUUACGUGCCGCACGUGCCAGUACACAGAGGAUGCCCGCUCGACGUGCGUCUUCCGCAACAUCCUCAACAACUCGGCCGGCGAGACGGCAGGCGUCACCCAGGACGUCGGCUCCGAUCCUACGCUUCCUCGAUCCAACAAGACCUGCCCUCGCUGCAACCACGAAGAGGCCGUCUUCUUCCAGUCGCAGCAGCGAAGCGCCGAGACUGGCAUGAAACUGUUCUACGUGUGCUGCCUCUGCGGUCACAUUUUCUCUUGA
Messenger RNA from Akanthomyces muscarius, 396 nucleotides. RefSeq lists its product as uncharacterized. The transcript has 3 exons. Gene Ontology annotation, biological process: DNA-templated transcription; maintenance of transcriptional fidelity during transcription elongation by RNA polymerase II; transcription initiation at RNA polymerase II promoter. Lineage: Eukaryota; Fungi; Ascomycota; Sordariomycetes; Hypocreales; Cordycipitaceae. Gene Ontology annotation, cellular component: RNA polymerase II, core complex. Bases 1 to 396 code for a protein of 131 amino acids. Gene Ontology annotation, molecular function: DNA-directed RNA polymerase activity; zinc ion binding; nucleic acid binding. The record is from RefSeq and is a predicted model, not a curated record.